AUGUCGUAUUAUCUUCUGAAAGAAGAAGAGAUUUUUGAUCUCCACCAGAAGUAUUGUCUGGUAAAGGGAAUCAUCCGCACUUUGAUGAGUUGCGAUCGAACUGAUCCAAAAAUCGAGGAAAUGCUCAAAAAGCAUCGUGAGUAUCUCGUUCAACUCUGGCAGGUCAUGAAUAUGCCCACCAACAUGCUCAAAACCCCGGAGAACCGCGAGGAGGUCCUCAAGGCCUACGAGGCCAUAAAUGAUGCCGAGCACAUCUACACCCGCCUCACCUCUACCUCCCCAUCGCCAUCUUUCGGUACCCUCGCCCGUCUUCGCAACUCCCUCAAGAAUCUGUUCAAGAAGAAUUAG
This is a messenger RNA of Caenorhabditis remanei, 348 nucleotides long. RefSeq lists its product as uncharacterized. The transcript is spliced from 3 exons. Lineage: Eukaryota; Metazoa; Nematoda; Chromadorea; Rhabditida; Rhabditidae. The record is from RefSeq and is a predicted model, not a curated record. Bases 1 to 348 code for a protein of 115 amino acids.